This is a messenger RNA of Fonsecaea monophora, 1200 nucleotides long. RefSeq lists its product as hypothetical. The coding region runs from base 1 to 1200 and encodes 399 amino acids. NCBI's taxonomy places the organism in Eukaryota, Fungi, Ascomycota, Eurotiomycetes, Chaetothyriales, Herpotrichiellaceae. The transcript has a single exon. The record is from RefSeq and is a predicted model, not a curated record.
AUGAGCCAGAACUCUUCACAGCUGGCAUCGAGUCCGGAUACAAAUUACAGUGAUAACGACGAUGACGGUAUCCUGUCUUCAUACCAGGGCGAGAAGCAGAAUCAUGAUCCAUCACUUCAACCGCAACUCCAGUAUCAAGCCGUGCCGUUCGAUCCGGAAGAUAUGCCUCUCUGGCAGCCCAAGAAACGAACACUCACCUUGAACUCGCACGAGCAUUUCCUCGUCGCAGCCAAACAGCACCGCGAAGUGCAUCAGAACUUGGAGAUGCAAAGAAAGCGUAGUGAGUCUGUUGCGACAGACGAUUCGCACGCCACACUGGCUGAGGAUGCUUCUACGACAGACCAGGCUGAUGAUAUGGAUCUCAAAACCCCAACUGUAGCUGGACUGAAACUUCCGAACGAGACUGAAGACCAGCUUGUCAGUGAUCCCAGCCCUUCGAUCGAGACGGCUGGUCCUAUGUCCGACCUUCUCCGCUCCAUCCUCAUCCGCGUCGUCGACGUUGAACGGUCUCACCCGACAAUCAUGUCCAACGACUAUGACGAACUCCAAACCCGCCUCACCGAGCUUGAACGUGAGAAUCAAAACAUCCUCAGAAACCACGCUGAUCUGCUGUCCCUCCGCAAUGAGGAUCUCUCCAACCUGAUUAAAGUGAGGGAUAUGCUGGCCGAAGAAAGACGAGGACAUGCCGCCAUGAAAAAACUGAGAGAUGAAGACUUGGAAAACGUCUUGAUGUUGAGGGGGAAGCUUGCCAAAGCAACCUGGGCUGGGAGAUUGCAAACCUCGCAACCACAGGACCGACGUUCCAUCCUGGGAGGUGGGUCCAUCACGCCCACGCUACAGAGAACCUCACGGCCCGAAUCAGAUGAUCUCUGGCAACAAGCCCGUACUGCUGCAAUGGAGCAACGUGUAUUGGAGCUUGAGAAGGCAAAUACCGAGUUGCGGACUCGUUCUAUAACAGCGCCAAGCGUUGGUACCCUUCCAGUGGCCCAUGGUGCAACGGGAGGCGAUUUGCCGUGGAGUCGAGUUGAAGCCAUGUUCGAAGAUAGCCUGAAACAUCGCGAGAAGAUGGCGACCAAGGUCCAGCAGUUACGGUCAGAAAAGGAAGCACUACAAAAAGAGGUGGCAACGCUGGAAGACCGGAACGCCGAGCUGGAAGCACUCGUCGAGAGGCUGAAGAGGGGGUUCAGUGCUGUGCAUUGA